AUCCCUUCCCAUCUCUUCCCAGUGCUUUUGCGUUUGCCUGGGCUGUGCCGUGCCGGGGCUCUGACACCAGCUCUGUGCUGCGUUGUGGUGCUCCCUCCAUCCCUCCCUCCUUCCUUUACUUUCUCCUUUACUUGCUUCCUUCUUUACUUGCUUGCUGCCUGCCUUCGAUUAACCUGUCGAUCCAAGUAUACCAAGCCAGCCGGGUUGCUUGCACGCAUGGCGCUCCCUCUCGUUGCUUCGCUUGCAUGCCACCCUUCCAGUGUGCUUCUGCCCCAGGGACAGAAAUGGGGCCAACAUCGGAUGACAGAAAACAAUUUAUGUUCUUCGAGGACGAAGCUCGGAUCAUCUUUCGCCAUACCACUCAACUUUGGGAAGAGUUUGCCAUGCAAUCACCUGCAGAGGAUUGAUAUGGAUGACAGGAUGCACACAAUUCGAGCAUUGUCUAGUGGAGAAGCCAGCAGCAAUAAAAGUGAGGACGCAAAUGUGGAUUCUGUGUUUGAUAAAACACGGGAGGAACUUAAGAAAUUGGUGAUGCAGUCAGUGACCAACACCAAUCGCGGCAAGACAGCCACGAAUGAGCAACGCCUGUAUAUCUUUUCUCUGCUUCAGGAACUAGAAAGCCAGAAUCCAACUAUAGAUCCAGUCAACUCACCUUUAUUUUCUGGUCGCUGGGCUUUGCUAUACACGGCUCCUGUUGAUGAGAAGACAUCAGACAAGUACGCAGGAACAGAAGAAGGUCCGUUUCUUUCUCGAGUGAAGCCUGCUAGCUUUGGCACCGUUCGGCAAUCUCGCAGUUUUCAGGUUAUUGAUGCCGUGCGUGGAACUGCAGAGAAUAUUGCUGAAUUCACAUUUCUUGGUACUCAAGGUUCUCUAAUAAUUUUUGGAUCCGUAACGAAGUCACCGGCAACUGAGAAAGGGGCAGUGCGUGUGGACGUGACAUUUGAUAGCUUUGUUGUCAAGCUCGGUUCCGUGACCUUUCCUUCCGUCUCGCUCAACUGGAUCAGUCCCAAAGGAUGGAUCGAGACCACAUUCCUAGACGAGAAUUUUCGGAUCGGACGGGGAGACAAAGGCUCUAUUUUUGUUGCCGUACGAGCGAAGUAAGCUCGAGUUGUGCGAGAGCAGACCACCGCAGCGUGAUGGGCAACCUUACAAGACAACUCCACCGCCUCUAAUGCAUUCAGGGUUAAGGGAGAACACAUAUAAAUUCAAUUCCACCUGCUUCUUCUUAUAUUUGUUUAAACGCUCGGUGAGCAUUGCUCUAUUCUUUUCUUCAUAAUAAAUACAACACUACGCAAUACUCUGGUUC
This is a messenger RNA of Physcomitrium patens, 1306 nucleotides long. RefSeq names its product putative plastid-lipid-associated protein 4, chloroplastic. NCBI's taxonomy places the organism in Eukaryota, Viridiplantae, Streptophyta, Bryopsida, Funariales, Funariaceae. The record is from RefSeq and is a predicted model, not a curated record.